AGUAUAUUUGAGCCAGACUGCGCUUGCUACUUACUCAUCACCACAACGCAAACAUACUAGAAGAACAAGAUCCCCCAAACAAACCGCCCAUGUCCUGAUGCGAUCACUUUCUCUCAAACCAAUCGACCAAUCCAGCCCAAAGGUAUAACAGCGUGAUGAACAAUGUCAGAAUACAAGAUGUCCUAUGAGGCGGAGCUGGACUCCUACCAACUCUACCACCGCUACGAACAGCCUCGCCGACCCCAAGGCCAGGAUCCAGACUGGAAACAGGCGGCGCUGCGGGGCCCCGCUCUGCCGGCGCUGGGCAACGCCCUGGCCGGCGCCAUUGGCGCGGCCCUGAGCAAUGUGGCGACGUAUCCGCUGAGUCUGAUCGUCGCGCGGUUGCAGACGCAGCAGAUGAAACGCCCAAACCAGCCAGAACAAGAAGAUGGGAAGGCGAAGCUAAAAGACCAAAAUGCUGGAGACGAUGAUGAUGGCUACGCCGGUGUCCUCGACGCAGCCCGCAAGAUCUACGCGCAGGAAGGGGGACUGGGGAGCUUCUAUACGGGUCUCGCGCAGGAUACCGCCAAGUCGGUGUUCGACUCGUUUUUGUUCUUCCUGGCGUAUGAGUUUUUGCGGCAGCGGAGGAUACGGGCUCGAUUUGGUGGUAGUGGUGGCGCGCGGAGGAAGAAUACCGUGUUGCCGGUGUUGGAUGAGUUGGUGAUCGGGGUGGUGGCGGGGGCGUUUGCGAAGCUGUUCACGACGCCGUUGGCGAAUAUUGUGGCGAGGAAGCAGACUGCUGGCAAGAGAGGGUCGGUGGGAAGCAGUUCGAGGGAGAUUGCGGCGCGGAUUCGCGCCGAGAAGGGGCUGCGUGGGUUCUGGUCCGGGUAUUCGGCCUCGCUGAUCUUGACGCUCAAUCCGUCGUUGACUUUCUUCUUGAAUGAGGUGCUGAAGUAUGCGCUGCUGUCGCGGCGGCGGCGGCGGGAUCCGAUGCAAAGAUCAAGGUCCCUCUCGCCGGCGGUCACGUUCCUGCUGGCGGCGCUGAGCAAGUCGGCGGCCUCGGCGGUGACGUAUCCGUUCUCCAAGGCUAAGACCCGUGCGCAGGUCAUGGGCGAUGACUCUUCGUUGUCGUCAUCUGCGCGAAAAGCUUCAGAUGGGGAGCAGGCGAAGGAGAACAGCAACGCGGAGACGGACGAGGGGAUCUCGUUCACGCCGGCCAUCGUCAGCAAUGUCAUCAACAUUGCUCGCACGGAAGGCGUCGCGGGCCUGUACGCGGGUCUGCCGGCGGAGGUCCUCAAGGGCUUCUUCUCGCAUGGUUUCACCAUGCUGGCCAAGGACGCGGUGUACUCGGCCAUCGUGCAGAGCUAUUACCUGCUGCUGAUCGCGCUGCGCAAGUACCCGAGCCCCGAGGAGCUGAUCCAACGCGCCCGCGAACAGGCCGAGGAGUAUGCGGACGUCGCGCGGGAGGGGGCUCGUGACUUGGCCGAGAAGACCAAGCAGGGCGCGGAGGAGGUGAUGCACUCCCUGACCGCACAGGGGGAGCCCGAGGAGGCCAAUCUGCUGGGGAAUAACGAGACGGCGGAGAUGGUGGGCGACUAUGUCGAGGACGAUGGCACCCACAAGGAUCUGUAUCAUUGGUUCUGGGAGAAGGAUCGGGAGGGAAAUUACUGAUGUUGGGGUUGGGUUUGGGGUUGGGUGGAUUUCGAAGAGAUUGAGCGUUCAUCUACAUCUGUACUAAUUUUUCUGGGAGUGUAGUUUCAAGAUCAUUGACUUUGC
Molecule: messenger RNA, 1755 nt
Organism: Aspergillus aculeatus ATCC 16872
Lineage: Eukaryota; Fungi; Ascomycota; Eurotiomycetes; Eurotiales; Aspergillaceae
Product: putative mitochondrial carrier protein
Exons: 2
Coding region: 163-1650 (495 amino acids)
Source: RefSeq, a predicted model, not a curated record